Sardina pilchardus (European sardine) is the source of this 3369-nucleotide messenger RNA. It is a transcript of the gene bag3, whose product is annotated as BCL2 associated athanogene 3. Gene Ontology annotation, biological process: protein stabilization; muscle cell cellular homeostasis; negative regulation of striated muscle cell apoptotic process. NCBI's taxonomy places the organism in Eukaryota, Metazoa, Chordata, Actinopteri, Clupeiformes, Clupeidae. The transcript is spliced from 4 exons. The record is from RefSeq and is a predicted model, not a curated record. Gene Ontology annotation, molecular function: adenyl-nucleotide exchange factor activity; protein-folding chaperone binding. Gene Ontology annotation, cellular component: membrane; cytoplasm; cytosol. Bases 217 to 2256 code for a protein of 679 amino acids.
AAUUGGAGGAUGAUUGCAAUAUAUUAAUUGAAUCCCAUAAUAUUUUGCAGACACCCAUAAUAUUCUACUGUCUUGGAGAUAGCCAAUGGAGAACACGCCUCUAGAACUUUCCCCGUCUCUGUAACUUCUCCUUUCCGCGAGCUCAUUCUGGAAAGCCAACCCCUCCUUUGCUACGUCACUGAAUUGAUUCUUUAAAGCAUCCGUGUAGUUAUUGCAAUGGCUCAAUAUUCAAGACCGAGGAUUUCUCAGAGCAUGAAGACGCAGUCUCCAAUGGUUGCAAUGGCCACAAACGACCCUCUUCCUCCGGGUUGGGAAAUUAAAAUUGAUCCACAGACUGGAUGGCCAUUCUUUGUGGAUCACAACAAUCGGAUAACUACAUGGAAUGAUCCAAGACACGAUGGUAAAAAGAUGAGUCCCACAUCUUCAAACGGGCCCUGUGCUCCCAUUGAGCCUUCUCCACUGGACACCCAGAAGGGCUUUGUCAGAGAGAUGAAGCUCCCCGUUCUCCGCCCAGGCUAUGUCCCCAUUCCAGUGCACCAUGACAAUAUUGAACUGCGACAGCCCUGCUUCUCCUACGUCCAGCCGUCCACCCUACAGAACCUCAGAGCAGAGGGACGCACACCGUCCCCUACGCCCACAAUACACUGCCGGGCCCGAUCCCCUGUGCACAUCAAUUCAGAUGGUUCCCUUGGUGAUUCCCACUGUACAUCUUGCUCACCUGUUUCACAAGGACCAGAGAUCCAACGAAUGAGUCCAGACACAGUCCCACUCCACCAGCCGUCUCGCCCCAGCAGCACUGGUCUCCAGGCCGGCUAUAUCCCCAUUCCAGUCAUACACGAGGGGGCAGGCGGCGGGACACAGCCUCAGAUGAACCCCACGUAUCACUCCCAGUACUACCCUCCUCCAGCGCACACGGAGUACCAGCCCUCCUACCACUGCCGGCAACCAGAGGAGUGGGGAAGUGUGCACCACGGGCCCGUGUCAGCUCCUCGAGAUAACAGGAUACACCGGGAGAGUGCCGUCCCUAUCCACAUCACACAGAGCCGUGACUUGCCGCCCCACCUAAGGGCCCAGUCACCCGUCAGAUCACAGGUCAUGGGAGAGAGGCCACAGGUCCAGCAUCACAUUACACAGAGAGAUGCUGCUCCUAAAAUGGAAAGGGAGAUUCCCAGCAGUCCGACUGUUCAGAGUGAGGAUGUUCAAAGACCGACAGCUGGUUCACAACAGCCACAACCCCCACCUCUAAUUCAGCAAGUACAACAGCAGCCAUCCCAGCAAACAACACAACAAGCAUUUCAACAAUCACCAACACAAGCAUUUCCCCAACCACAAUCACAACAAGCGUUUCAACAACCACCACAACAAUCCUUUCAGCAACCACCACAUCAAGUAUAUCAACAACCACCACAACAAUCGUUUCAACAACCACCACAUCAAGUAUAUCAACAACCACCACAACAAUCGUUUCAACAACCACCACAUCAAGUAUAUCAACAACCACCACAACAAUCGUUUCAACAACCACCACAUCAAGUAUAUCAACAACCACUACAACAGGCGUUUCAACAGCCACCACAACAAGCGUUUCAACAACCACCACAACCGGCAUGUCAACCACCACCACCACAGUCACCACAGCAAGCAUAUCAACAACCACCACAGCCACCACAACAAGCAUAUCAACAACCACCACAGUCACCACAACAAGCAUAUCAACAACCACCACCACCACCGCCACCACCACAACAGCCCCAGCAGACUACCAACAUCACCAUCCAAGUUCCAGACAAAUCAGAUCCCCCAGAGCCAGUUGCUCCCCCACAAGAGGCUCCGUCAGCAAAAGCAGAGCCUGAUGUUUCAGCUGAGCUGCCGCCUCCAAGUCAUCCGGGCCUGAUGAAAGUGCAGCGGAUUGUGGAGCGGGUGGACAGACUGGAAGAAGAAGUGAAGCAAUUCAACGGCAAAAAGACUGAGAAAAGGUAUUUACUACUAGAGGAGCUGUUGACCAAAGAGCUACUAGCCUUGGACUCGGUGGACCCUGAAGGGCGAUUGGAUGUACGUCAGGCAAGACGAGACGGUGUGCGCAAAGUCCAGACAAUCUUGGAAUACCUGGAGACUCUAGGCGAUCAGCCACCACCACCACCAGAGUCUGCGCCUUCAACUAAGGGCUCUGUGGCCGAGGUCUCCGACCAAGAGCAGAAAGGCGAGCCAAGUAUGAUUGGCCAGGCAGAUGUGGAGAUGGCAAAGGAUAUAUCCUAAUGACUGUGUGUGGAGCCAAAGAGAUUGAAUGCAAGAAACUUUGGAAUGUCUUCUUGUCCACCUUCUUCUGCUUGUCACCUGCCAUCACUUGCUGUUUUACUGCUGCCAUUAAGUUGCAUGCUUAAAUUAUUUAAUGUUUUCUGCUCUCCAACAUUUAAUGUGAUUGGUUGCUGAGUGUUAUUCUGUGUCAUAUGAUGUAAAAGCAGUGUUGUUGCCUUUCACCAAGCUAAUUACCUUGUAGCAGGACCAUAGUGGUGACAGCUAUUCAGAUAUGAGAUUUAUCGAAGAGGCCUUCAGACAAAAGCAAGUAUUUGUUUUUUUACACAGUUAUUUGCCUUUUGUCCUUUUAAGAAUUGAGUGGUGGCAGUGAAGCUUGAAUUCAGAGCUGAUAUGCCCAGAUUCUAGUUUUUGUUUGUGAAAGGGCUAAUGGAUACAAAUAACUCAACGGUUAGCCUUCACUCAGUUUUAUUCAAGUUCUUUAAAAGAGCAUAAUUUUCUAACCAAUCACCAUCACUUUAUCACUGGUGGAUUUGAUAUUGCGUAAUGACCACAGUAGUAAAUUUGCUGUAUUUUUGUGGGGGAAUUGUUAUGUCAUGAAGUUAUCAUGUGUGUGGUAUUACUGUGCUCUCAGUUUGCCCAUCUUCUGCUGCUUCUCCCAAUGCCUGUUUUGUGAUAUUGGCACUUGUAUCACUAUAGUAUUGUAAUACGUUUACAAAUGAAUAUUACUGUCAAUUAUAUUCAUAUUAAUGAUAAUAUAUUUUUACUUAAGAUUUUUGUGCCAAAUGUUUUUACAAUAUGAAGAUCUAUUGUAAAGGCAGUCCAUGAUGUCCAUUAAAAUGUGCAAAAAAUAAUAUAUGUGGACAAUAAAAAAUAUAUAUAUAUUUAAAUGUAAAUGUAAUUCAAAAUCUCACAUUGUCACUGGUCAAUACGAGCCACAUUAUCUGCAUCAGCUCUCAGUGGCUACGGUGUAGCAAGGGAAUGCAGCAUUGGUUGCAGUGUGUCUGUGAAACUAUACACAAUGUUCAUCACAGCUUAAAAGUUGCAAGUUGCAACAGUAUUGACAUCUUGAUGUCAUAACUGCAUGGCUGUGAAUAAAAUGCAUAUGAAAAUGCU